Messenger RNA from Ostrea edulis (European flat oyster), 486 nucleotides. RefSeq lists its product as uncharacterized. The record is from RefSeq and is a predicted model, not a curated record. The transcript is spliced from 2 exons. Lineage: Eukaryota; Metazoa; Mollusca; Bivalvia; Ostreida; Ostreidae. The coding region runs from base 1 to 486 and encodes 161 amino acids.
AUGGGCGGAUUUUUAGGGCGUGGGAAAAACAGCGACAAGAGGUCUGUUGAUCGUUUCAGGUCCCCAGUUUGCCCUGAUGGGGGCAAGGCCCGGGGCGUCCAGUGUUUGACUCGGCCACCUCUACACUACCCAAAGACCAUUCCAAUCUUCAAAGUAACCUGCCAGCGGCCACCUCCACACUACCCACAGACCAUUCCAAUCUUCAAAGUAACCUGCCAGCGGCCACCUCCACACUACCCACAGACCAUUCCAAUCCUCAAAGUAACCUGCCAGCGGCCACCUCCACACUACCCACAGACCAUUCCAAUCCUCAAAGUAACCUGCCAGCGGCCACCUCCACACUACCCACAGACCAUUCCAAUCCUCAAAGUAACCUUCCAGCGGCCACCUCCACACUACCCACAGACCAUUCCAAUCUUCAAAGUAACCUUCCAGCGGCCACCUCCACACUACCCACAGACCAUUCCAAUCUUCAAAGUAACCUGA